Molecule: messenger RNA, 615 nt
Organism: Meira miltonrushii
Lineage: Eukaryota; Fungi; Basidiomycota; Exobasidiomycetes; Exobasidiales; Brachybasidiaceae
Product: ribonuclease H-like protein
Exons: 2
Coding region: 1-615 (204 amino acids)
Cellular component (GO): mitochondrion
Molecular function (GO): 3'-5'-RNA exonuclease activity; nucleic acid binding
Source: RefSeq, a predicted model, not a curated record
AUGUCAUCUUCACAACAUGCAAUCAGUCCAAUUCCACCUCCAGCAGCCAAUCGCAAAUUAGAAGCAAAAGAUGGAGCUUUAGUAUGGAUAGAUUGUGAAAUGACAGGUUUGGACGUAGAAAGUGAACGUAUAAUCGAGAUUGCCUGUAUAAUCACAGAUGGUCAAUUAAACCCGCUUGAUGAAGGUGUAAAUUACGUUAUCAGAACGGAAAAAGAAGUACUUGAUAAAAUGAACGAUUGGUGUAUAAGACAACAUGGUCAUUCUGGUUUAACAAAAGCUUGUUUGGACCCGGAAAAAUCUUUUCAACAUGCUGAUGUAAGAGCUGCAAUACUGGCUUACGUUCGUGAUCGAAUUCCUCUACCUUAUCAUGCAUGUUUGGCUGGAAGUACCGUUCAUGCUGACGCCAAGUUUUUACAUAAAGAGAUGCCAGAGCUAAUGAGUCAUCUACAUUAUCGUAUCGUAGAUGUUUCCAGUAUCAAAGAAUUGGUAUCACGCUGGUACGGCGAGGACAAACGGUGGACUGGCGGAAAAGGAAAUCAUCGUGCUUUAGACGAUAUCAAAGGCAGUAUAGAAGAAUUAAAACAUUAUCGCAAACGGUUCUUUACCAAACAAUGA